This is a messenger RNA of Ooceraea biroi (clonal raider ant), 702 nucleotides long. Its product is annotated as EKC/KEOPS complex subunit TPRKB. Gene Ontology annotation, biological process: tRNA threonylcarbamoyladenosine modification. Gene Ontology annotation, cellular component: EKC/KEOPS complex; nucleus; cytosol. The record is from RefSeq and is a predicted model, not a curated record. Lineage: Eukaryota; Metazoa; Arthropoda; Insecta; Hymenoptera; Formicidae.
GGGCGAUCGCGAUUGCUAACAAACGAUGUCAACAGCCGUUAACGCUGCAGCCGCAUCGACAACGAGCGACCACUGCGUAGAACUGGACCGGGGGACCGGACUCUGUUGCACGGUGCAUUUGCUCGCGGACGUUGCAAACACCCCCGAAAUACGCAGGAAAAUCGUCACCGGCGAGUUCCGUUGCUGCGCGGUCAAGGCUUCGCUCGUGAUCGACGCUCUCCAAGUGGUGGUCGCCGCCAAUAAAGCCGCUCUCAACGCUAAGCAGAAUCGAUUGACCACCAGGACGGUGUACACGGAGGUGCUGUUUUCUCUGUCACCGUCCAAGAACAUAUCUCGCUCCUUGACCGACUUUGGUAUCGGUGACAGCGAUAGGAACGUGUUGCUGAUAUUCCUGCACAAACCUGACGAGCAACAGGCCAUGUCGGAGGUCUUGGCGGGCGUCGGGGGAGAGAAGAUGCCCGUCUCGAGUGUACGAGACUUCGCAGACGCGAAUCUCGUCCGGAAGACUUACAAGAUUGACCAGGAUGAACUGCGCGUCUCCAAUCUCACCGAUGCCGUCGUGUCGAGGAUCAGUUGCAAGGAACUUAUGUUAAUGAAGUAACGAUCGACCAGAACCACUAUCGGCGUUUGAUUACGGGCAUUAAUUAUUGUCAGUGAUGAGAGAAAUUUUAUUUCAAAUAUAUAAUUCAAGUAAAAAUUGAA